Molecule: messenger RNA, 2647 nt
Organism: Sinocyclocheilus rhinocerous
Lineage: Eukaryota; Metazoa; Chordata; Actinopteri; Cypriniformes; Cyprinidae
Product: protein shisa-4-like
Exons: 5
Coding region: 186-788 (200 amino acids)
Source: RefSeq, a predicted model, not a curated record
GCGGGCGUGUAGCGUCACGGGCGGUGUGUCAUUCCACUCAGAUAGCAUGUUGAUCACGAAGCCGCUUGAUUCGGAGCUCCGCUGUCUGCGAGUCGUGGCAGAUUAUAUCGUUUUAAGGUCUUUUUUCAAAGGAUGCAAACGUAACCGUUUUUGUCUGGUGUAACGGAAAGUGUACUGGAAGCAGCAUGUCCUUCUACGCCGUCAUUAUACCGGUCCUCUGUAUCAUUUUCUCGGCUUGGCAGGUGAGUGCAGAUGAGGACUGCUUGUGGUAUGUGGACAAAAAUGGCACCUGGCACAAUGGCUUUGAUUGCCCACUCAUAACCUUCUGCUGUGGGAACUGUCACCACCGUUACUGCUGCCUGGAUGGCUUCAAGAUGAUCACCGAGGCGGGACAGAAGCGCUGCAUGCUGUUCCAUCUCAGCCCUUCCACUAUAGCUGGCAUUGCUUCAUCGAUCCUGCUCUUUGUGGCUGCUAUAGCAACCAUGGUCUGUUGCUUCAUGUGUUCCUGUUGUUACCUGUACCAGCGCCGCCAGCAACGUGGCAGAACUCCUUAUGAAGCCCAGCAUAUUCCAAUGGCCAGCUAUCCUGUGGAGCACAUGUACGAUGCUUCUGGUAAACCCAUUGGACAUCCUGAUUAUCUUGGAUAUCCAAUGGUGCCGCAAUAUCCAGGUGUCCCCCACCAGUAUCCUAUGAUGCCCCAAGGUCCUCAUCCUCCUAAUCCUCCUGACGCAGGAUACAGUCAAGCAGCUCCUCCGCCGUAUUCCCCUCCCCAGUACCCAGGGCACUGAAAGAGCUGAAGUCCCUCAGUGAGGAGAAGAUAACCCAUACAAUGGGUGAUGAAGAGGGCCCAUGCUUGUGUGGAAUCCCUUGUAUGAGAAGCCGUUUUAAAAAUGAUUUAUGUUAUUUAUUUCUUGAUUAAUUUGUGGAGUGAAGCAUGAACUGACCUCAGAAUUGCCUCACGCGUCUGAGUGUUUUCUUGUUUGAUGUACAGCUUUCAUGUGUCACUAAUCUGCGUGUCUCCUCCCACUUUAAUCCAGCAACUCACAGACUCAAAAGACUGCUUUAAAUGUGCCAUUAUGUUUUGUCCAACUCUCCGAAAUGGACUGUUAAACAUGACUGUCCUGCAGAAGAGACUGGCUGCCAGUUCUGAUUCAUCCAGGAUAUCGUUCUUUGUUCAACCAAAUGAGAAGAAGCUUGUGUCAUUUGCACUUUAUUCUGCAAUAGACAUGCUUAGCUGUCUCUCCCAGCUCGUUUGUUCAAAAUGUAUUUAUUUGACCACUAAUUUGACCAUGUCACUUGCAUCAUUAACAUCAAAUCAUGCUGUAUGCUUUUCAUGUCUUAUAGACUGCUAACAUACAGACAUGAGACGUAGAUGUCUUAUAGACCGUUAACAUGCAGUAUGUAAAUAAGAGAACUUACAUUAAGAAUUAAUUUCAUGUUUCAUAGCAUCCAACCAAACUUCAUUCUGUGCAUUUGCAGGUCGUCAACUGUUGUUAGAUCUGGCUUGAGCUGUAAUGUUAACACCCCUUAGAUUUGCAUGUCUUUAAUUGUAUCUCAUGCUACGAAGGCCUGUUGUCAAGGGAAUAACUGUAAUGUUUGCAUUCAAUUAGCUGUCCGUCUGUGCAUUUUUAUUUGUUUCAAAAAGCUUUUUGAUCUAUAAAACAUUUCAGUCAUUUAUGUUGUUUUGUUACAUCUUCACAGUGAGAUAAGUUUAAACAAAGUCCCUUUACUUUUCCCUCCAAAUUCUGAAAAGGAAAUCUGAAUAGUGAUAUGAAAACUCCCCCCCCAAAAAUUGCAAGAUAUAAAAAUCGAAUUGUGAGAUAAAAAGUCGCAAUGGUGCGGUCAUAUUUACCAUUGUUUAGUGAAUUUUUGCAGGCAAAAUUUUCAAUGUGAAUCCACGCAUUCAGGAAUUUCGCAUGGGGGCAUAAGAUUUCCUAAUGCCGAUUUCACAUCGGGUUCAGUUGGUCAUAUGAAUUCGCAGCGUUGACCAAUUGAAAUCUUGGUUUGAAAGUGACUUCUGUGUGAGCUGUGCUUCAUACAUUGCUACACUAUUGACAACAAACAACGGACCUUUUUUGCUGACAAAUUUUUGCAGAAAUUUCACUAAUGUGACCACACAUAAAGGCGGGACUUCCAUUGCCACCAUAUGGAGUGUUACAAUUUUUCCCAUUCAUAUUAACACGAGUGGACCUUAAUUAAUUUCAAAGUUCAUCAUAAAUGACACUUUUCAAUGAUAAAUUAGAAUGUAAAUUAAAAGAACAUUCUCAUUAAAAUGAGUAUCAGCUUAAAAUAAUUCAUCUGGUACAUUUGGUACAUUUACUUUAAAAUGAUUUCUGCUACCUCAUCUCACAUUUGUAAGAUUAGUUGUGAUGCUUUGUUCAUUGUUUAAAUAACUUGUUAGUUAUUUAAAUUAAUGUAUAGUUAACAGUUUUGUUUUUACUAUAUAUAGCAUAUGCUACUGUAUUUGUCACUUUGGAAUGUGAAGUACAAAUAAGAAAAGGAUCUAUAAAGAUGAAUUUUUACAAUGUGGAAUAUUAACAGGUAUUUUCAACUUGGGGAAAAAGGCAAUUAAUAGGCUACUAGUGUUUGUACUUGCACUAAUCAUCCUAUAAGAAAGGUCUAAUUGAACAGACUGGACAAGGAGUAU